Messenger RNA from Hyla sarda, 3439 nucleotides. RefSeq names its product fyn related Src family tyrosine kinase (gene FRK). Lineage: Eukaryota; Metazoa; Chordata; Amphibia; Anura; Hylidae. Gene Ontology annotation, biological process: cell differentiation; cell surface receptor protein tyrosine kinase signaling pathway; protein phosphorylation. The coding region runs from base 155 to 1735 and encodes 526 amino acids. Gene Ontology annotation, cellular component: extrinsic component of cytoplasmic side of plasma membrane. The record is from RefSeq and is a predicted model, not a curated record. The transcript has 9 exons. Gene Ontology annotation, molecular function: ATP binding; signaling receptor binding; non-membrane spanning protein tyrosine kinase activity.
AGCGGAGAGCUGGGUCAGGCUAAAAAGCCCAUCUAAAAGUCAAGACUAUUAGCUUACAGUUAUCAUCCAUACACACCAAUAUGAGGAGGAAGAACCUGUACAAAAUAUUUAUCUGAGAAGACGAGGAAUAAACCUGGUCAUUUCAAUUGUGAAUAUGGGGAACCUCUGCGGGAAGUGUUGUUGCUGUUGUUCACCGCCUUGCAUGUCCUCAGAAAAAGAGCAAAAAAGUAAAAAAGAAAAUUACAAAGUAAGUGACAUUGUUUUUGUGAAUCCUCAUGUGGGGAGUCCUGCUUCACAACCUGCGCCUUCCCCAGAGACACCCCAUAAUAUCAUUAUACACACAAGAAAAGAAAGCAAUGUAAAGGAAACCUAUGUGGCCUUAUUUGAUUAUGAGGCUCGUACAAGUGAGGAACUAAGUUUUUUUGCCGGGGACCACAUGUGCAUCAUAAAUUUUACUCAUGACAGUUGGUGGAAAGCUAGAGCCUUGGUACCUCGAGGAAAGGCAGAAGGAUAUAUCCCAGCAAACUAUGUUGCUCCAGUCUCCAGCAUUGAAUCUAAACCGUGGUUCUUCUGUGACAUCAAGCGUUCAGAGGCAGAAAAGCAGCUGAUCCUGCCAGACAAUCGUGCUGGGGCUUUUCUUAUUCGGGAAAGUGAGAGCCAAAAAGGGGAUUAUUCUCUUUCUGUCUAUGAUGGCAUCACUGUGAAACACUAUAGAAUCAGGAAGCUAGACAAUGGUGGAUUUUAUAUAACACCAAGAAGAAAAUUUCAAGAUUUGGAGGAACUUGUGGAAAAUUAUAUGAAGGUAGACGAUGGACUUUGCUGUAAACUCAGGAAACCAUGCAUAAAGAAAGAAGUCCCUCUGCCUCCAGACUUAUGUUAUCAAACUGCAGAUCAUUGGGAGAUUGACCGAAACUCUUUGAAGUUUUUGAAGAAGCUUGGGCAGGGUCAGUUUGGAGAAGUUUGGGAAGGAUUGUGGAACAACACUAUAUCAGUGGCUAUUAAAACAUUGAAAACAGGAUCUAUGAAUCCACAAGACUUUCUAAGGGAGGCACAACUUAUGAAAAACCUCCGACAUCCAAAGCUUAUUCAGUUAUAUGCAGUGUGCAGUUUGGAAGAACCAGUAUAUAUUAUAACAGAGCUCAUGCGGCAUGGCAGUUUGCUUUCAUAUCUUCAAAAUGAUAAUGGAGCAAUGAUAAAGGUGCCCCAACAGAUAGACAUAGGUGCUCAAGUGGCAUCAGGAAUGGCAUAUCUAGAAACACAAAACUUUAUCCACAGAGAUUUAGCAGCAAGAAAUGUACUUGUUGGGGAAAACAGUGUUUAUAAAGUGGCUGAUUUUGGACUUGCCAGAGUUUUUGAGGAUGAUAAUGUUUACCAGGCCACAAAUGAUACAAAGCUUCCUUUGAAAUGGACGGCACCAGAAGCAAUUCGAAGCAACAAAUUCACUGUUAAAUCUGAUGUUUGGGCAUUUGGUAUACUUCUUUUUGAAAUAUCAACAUAUGGAAAAAUGCCAUAUCCUGGCAUGAAUGGAAGGCAGGCAUUAGAGAAACUUGAACAAGGUUACAGGAUUCCUAAACCCUUUAACUGUCCCCAGGACCUUUAUAACAUCAUGUUGGAAUGUUGGAAUGCAAAUCCAGAGAAUCGGCCAACCUUUGAAACCUUACAGUGGCGGCUGGAGGACUAUUUUGAUACGGAAGCUUCAUCUUAUCUUGAUGCAAAUGCAUUUGAAAUUAGAUAGAAUCUACAGUUAGAAGGAAAAUCCAUAACACUUGAUUUAUAUAUUUCUAAUACAGACUAAUGCUUAAAAAGAAUAGAAACUAUUUUACUUUGAAGGACAAUCAAAAUCGACAUCAUUUCAACAAGUCAUUGAACUUCCUCACUACCUGAAAAUAUUCAUGGAACAUUAAAAGGUUUAUGUGGAAAAAAAAAAAGCACUUUUAUAUGGCGUAAGCACUCAAUACUGUAGGCAUUUAUAUAGAGUUUCGAAAGUCUAAGAAAAUGUGUAUUCACCUUUUUUAUGUGUAUUCACCAUCAUGGUGUUAGCAUCCUAAUAUCUGGUACAUAAAUAUGUUUUAUGUGCUUGGAUAUAUAUAUGGCAAUGCCUUAAGUAAUCUAAAGAAAGGUAGUUAGUCUUAAAAUAUAGGACUUAAAGAGGUACUCCACCUGAAAACAUCUUAUCCCCUAGCCAAAGGAUAGGGGAUAAGAUGACUAAUCGCGGGGGCUCUACCGCUGGGGACCCCCGAGAUCUCUGCGGCACUCCAGUCAUUUGGUGCACAAAGCGAACUCAGCUCAGUGCCGGAUGACUGACGACUACAGCCGUCACGCCCCCUCCAUUCAUGUCUAUGAGAGGAGGUGUGAAGGCUACGUACUUGCACACCCCCUCCCAUAGACAUGAAUGGAGGGGACGUGGCAUGACGUCACAAACACAGAAGUUCCAAGCUUCUGUGUUCCUAAUGCCGCUGCUGCCAACCCGGAGAUUGCAGGAGUCCCCUGUGAUCAGACAUCUUAUCCCCUAUCUUUUGGAUAGGGGAUAAGAUGUUUUCCAGUGGAGUACCCCUGUAAGUUUAACACUCCUAUUCCAUCUAAAAAAAAAAUGGUUUAUCUUUUAAAUUUUUACAAAUUAUUUUUAGCUUAAAUGGGCACUGUUAGAUUAAAAAACUUUUUAUAUGUUGUACAUCAUGGCAAAACAUUAACCUUUCUAAUAUACUUCAUAAGAUUGAUAAUCCAUUGAUUAUACACAUAUUGUAUGAGCCUGAAAUGUCUAAUAGUGGCUACAACUUAGAGCUGGCCUCACACAAAGUUGGGUAUUUGGAUAAACAUCCUGACUCUCUUCUGCCUUUUUGGGGACAAGAAGGAAUCUUUUAUCUUGUACGAGACAAGGAAUUGCUGAAGGUGUCUGGCAUUGACUUACACCCCAUAUUCCCCUUAUGCUACCUUAAAGUGGUUUACCAGCGAAAGAAACAACCUGUGAAUAGUGUCAAAAAGUGUAAUAAAGCAACUUACAAAUAUAAUGUUAUUAGGCAUAAUUAGCUGUGCUUGCUCCCUUGUAGCUGUGACAUCCUGUCACAGGCUAUAAAAGCAGUCUGCUUGGUCCCUGCCCUCCCAUCCCCUCUUGUCGCUUGAGGAGAGACCAGUAAUAUAAUGGGAGGAGCUAGUAUUACUGUUCCUCAGAUUUAUGACUUAAUUAGAUAAGGCCGCAGUGAGCCUACUCUGAUGAAAACUACUGUGACAGAGAAAGACUGACAUUAUACAUAUAUUUAAAGGGGUAUUCCAGGCAAAACCUUUUUUUAUAUAUAUCAACUGGCUCCAGAAAGUUAAACAGAUUUGUAAACGUGAGUCAUCAGAGAGCAGUUAUACAGAAAACAACAACUCAACUUCAGAAGCUAAUAACUAUUGGAAGGAUUUAGAUUUUUUAAUAGAAGUAAUUUACAAAUCUGUUUAA